Molecule: messenger RNA, 2445 nt
Organism: Scedosporium apiospermum
Lineage: Eukaryota; Fungi; Ascomycota; Sordariomycetes; Microascales; Microascaceae
Exons: 3
Coding region: 1-2445 (814 amino acids)
Cellular component (GO): endoplasmic reticulum; Golgi apparatus
Source: RefSeq, a predicted model, not a curated record
AUGGCGUCUAGAUGGGGAUCUUUUCUGCAGCAAGCAGUCGCUGGCGUUGAGGCUCGACUCGACACGAUACUCGCCGAAGGGGAUUCAGCAUCGAACUCCCCUCGCGCAUCCGCAAGUGACCCAUCAUCUGUCGAAAAUCGGUCGAGACCUUCUACUGACACCAAUAACUCGGCGCAUUCCAGCACGAGACUCCAAGAACGCCUCAACAAGGCUGUGGCAACGAAGCCGACCUCUUCGAAGAACAUCACCCCAGUCGCUUCUGCAACAGUCCCGCCUCAACCCAACAGAAAAUCUAAUCAUCCUGAAAUUCAGCCGACGCCCAUCGAGAAGAGUAGCGCCUGUGAGGCCAACUUGGAAGACAACGACCAGGACGAGUUAGAGAAUGCGCCCUCUGCGCAUUCGAUGAGCACUGUGCGGUCUGCUUCUGACAGGCCAGCCGUCUUGACCUUGGUCGAAGCCGGGCCCGACACUGCACCAGAUCACCAAAUUGGUGACCCUCAAAGCACGUCCCAUUCAUGCUCUUCCUGCCGUGAACUUCGUGAUAGGAUCGCGUUCCUUGAAGCCAGGGCAGUCCAGCUUGAAUCUCAAAAUCGUGAAGAGCAGUAUGAGCAAGUAGAGAGAGCCGAUGCUCUUGAAUCCAAACUGAAAUAUCUAGCUGGUGAAAUGACAGAAUCGGCGCGAAAGUCUGCCGCUGCGGCUCCUGCAGGAAGCGUCGAGCAGUUACUAUCUGAAAGGGAUGAGAAAAUCGGCUUGCUCAUGACAGAAGGCCAGUCUUUAGCCGCCACGGAAAGAAAGCACCGCUCAAUAAUAAAAAAGCUGCGAGCACAACUUGCGGAAAGUGACAGGGUGGUUUCCAGCUUGAAGGCAGAUAACGAAAAGUUGGUGUCGGAACUGGACUUACUGACAAAGUCCGAGGUUCGAAAUGAUGAGCUCCAAGCGGAGCUUGAGAUACUGAGUCUGAAGUACGACGACUCACGGAAGGAACUGGCUCGUCUUCGAGUGGACUCCGCCGACAAGGAUGAAACAAUCAGUCGAUUAAAGGCGGAGAUCGGGAAGACGGCGAUGUCCCUGGGCCCUCCCAACUCAAAUCCCGACAGUCAGGCUUCCGAAGAAGCGCAGCUACGUAUUCGGGAGCUAGAGGGUGCCCUGGCAGCACUAGAGGCCGAGAAAGCCCGUACCAUCAGCAACGCCCACAAGGAAGCUGAUGAUUUUCGGCGCAAGGCCGAAGCGGCCCAGGAGCAGUGCCUCCAAGCAAACAUCGAAGUGCGAAACCUGGAAGAUAAAUUGGAGGCGAUGCGGAUAGUCGUCGAAGAAACAUCAAAUAUCACGGGGGGUUCACAAGCCAAGCUACUUCGCCAAAUUGAGACCCUUCAAUCACAGCAUGCCGUCGCUAGCGAAAACUGGCAGGGGAUCGAAGCAAGCCUACUCUCCCGAGUCGCAGCCCUGGAGGAGGAACGGAAUGAAAUAAGUCGCAGGGAAACAGAAUUGAGGAAGAAGGCAAAGGAUCUGUCGUCGCGGUGCCGACAGCAAUCCGAUGAGCUGCAGCAAGCUGGCUCCCAGAUUGCGAGUUACCGAGAUGAGGUGGAAGUAGUCAAGAAGCAACUUGCACACCUACAGAAACAAGUAGAACUGGUGGACACCAGUGGUAACCAAACAAGUAGACUGACGAGUGAAGAACAACCGGAGCCAAGUGACAGCGGAUGUGAGAAUAUUGGUCGUGAUGCUCACGCCUCUACUCUUAUUCCAAGCGCCGAGGCCGUCUAUUGUCUCUCCCCAAAAACUAUCCCCCAGCGCACACUAAGCUUUGUCCGUUCCCACUCGGACGGUAUCAGUCGAGCACUACCGACGAUUUCAGCAUCAAACGGCCCGGAUUUUGAGAGCUUGCGACCUAGUUUCAAUCUCUCUGCGGCUCUGUCACACGGAACUGCAGGAUCCCCGGCUACCCCUACAUCGCCUAGUAUAUAUACACAGCAACAGGGAGUACCAUCGAACACAACUGCGGGGAUCAUCAACACCGAUGAUAGUCAUGGAGUAUUUGAAGAGGCGGUCGAUGCUAUCUCCUCCCCACGACGCGGAACACAAGACAUGUUAUCUGUCUCGACAAUGGCGGCGGGUCCAUCGAUACAACUGGUAGAGAGAAUGAGUGCUGGCAUCCGGCGAUUGGAAACCGAAAAAGUUACAACUCGGGAGGAAUUGCUACGCAUAUCUAACCAACGGGACGAUGCCCGUGCCCAGAUUGUGUCUCUGAUGAAGGAGAUAGAAACUUAUAAGCAGUCCAGUGCGCGUGCACAAGAGCUUGAGAAGGAGGUGGCGGAAAUCAACGAGCGGUACUUGACAACACUUGAAUUGCUUGGUGAGAAGAGCGAGUUGGUGGAGGAAUUGCGCGCGGAUAUCCAGGACGUGAAAGCUAUGUACCGCGAGUUGGUGGAGCGCACAGUCCGGUAG